This is a messenger RNA of Homarus americanus (American lobster), 1132 nucleotides long. RefSeq lists its product as uncharacterized. Bases 89 to 784 code for a protein of 231 amino acids. The transcript is spliced from 3 exons. The record is from RefSeq and is a predicted model, not a curated record. Lineage: Eukaryota; Metazoa; Arthropoda; Malacostraca; Decapoda; Nephropidae.
CGAUGACAUUUACGUGUAGAGCGCGGCAGGUAUAUAAGGGGAGCGCUCCACUCCUCUUGGCAUUCGGUCGCUCCUACAUAUCUCCAUCAUGAGGAUUAUUGUGUGUGUACUGCUGGCAGUUGCCGGUACGAGCUCUGCACAAAUCGUCAGAGGCUCAACCAUACUCAAUCAAAGACCCGGGAAACAAACGGCCGACACUGCCCAAGUACCUGCUACCCUCGCUGCUGAUCCCAGUCCUAUUGCUUCUGCUCCUGCUGCUCCCACUGCUUCAACGCCUGCCGGAGGUAGUGCAGCUACUCAGGCUUCUAAACAACAAAAUUUAGGCAGAGGUUUCUUCGGUCCUGGCCUCAACAACCCUCUGGCGAUCCCCGUUAGCCCCUUCGUGGCACAGCACGCCCAGAAAGUGCUCAAGAUGCGCCCCGACUAUCGAGUGUUCGUUGACAUUGAUGGCACGGCGCAUUUCACUGACAUGUUCGGCCGAGAGGUUGAAGAGUUUCUUGAUCCUUUUGGCAAUGAUAUGAGCGAACUCUUGGACCUUCAGGAGCAACAGGAGCGUCUCUUCGAUGCCCAGCUAGAGCGGCAGCAACUUCUCCAAGAGACUCGCCAGAGAGAAUUUGACCGCCGUCGCCAAUUGCUAGAGUUGCAGCUGCUUCAGCAAUUCCAGACCAACCCUACAGCUUUUGACCCCUCCAUUGGAGCAAGUUUGGGCGCAGGUGGUAAUUUGGGCGCUGGUGUUGGACUUGGCACAUCUCAGACACAAUCAGGCCAUAGAUUCAGUGGGUAGUUUUCCCCCGCUCAGACCUUUUUUUUUUUUACACAUGAUCCCGCUACCUUUCAAGUACUCUCAUUUCCCUUCUAUUUGUCUAACUACCUGACCCUGCCUACCUAACACCUGAUCCCUCCUGCUUAUUACCUAUUCCUCAACCCUUCCCCUACCCUCCCCUCCCCCAAUCAUGUCAGGUGUCUUACCACCAAGUCUUGCACCAACCCUCACCACUCCCACAAGCUAUACCUGUCCUCGACACACCAAGUCUAACACCAUUAUACACGUAAAGCUAAUAAUGGUAUUCAAUGUCACUUUGAUCUUUGUAUAAAUUAUUUCAUAAUAAAUAAAUACAUAUAAAUGUACAAA